Molecule: messenger RNA, 2685 nt
Organism: Ostrinia furnacalis (Asian corn borer)
Lineage: Eukaryota; Metazoa; Arthropoda; Insecta; Lepidoptera; Crambidae
Product: Protein phosphatase PP2A regulatory subunit A
Exons: 6
Coding region: 154-1926 (590 amino acids)
Biological process (GO): protein dephosphorylation
Cellular component (GO): cytosol; cytoplasm; nucleus
Molecular function (GO): protein phosphatase regulator activity; protein binding
Source: RefSeq, a predicted model, not a curated record
UUGACAAGCAGCUGCCAUAUUGCUUGCUGUUCGGGAUUUUGUGGAAUACGUUUUACAACAAAUCUAAAAAAACUGAAACCGAAUUCCUUCCAGGGAAAAUUGUGUCGUACUUAACAUUCGAAAUAAAUAAGUAUCACUUUUAAAACAUACAAAAUGGCUGCGAGCGACUCUGGGACGGAUGAGUCACUUUAUCCUAUUGCUGUGCUGAUAGACGAGUUGAAAAAUGAGGAUGUACAGCUCAGAUUGAAUUCUAUCAAGAAGCUGUCGACAAUUGCGUUGGCUUUGGGCGUGGACAGGACCCGAUCGGAGCUGAUUCCGUUCCUGACCGAGACCAUUUACGAUGAGGAUGAAGUCCUGCUUGCUCUCGCUGAGCAACUUGGUAACUUCAUCCACCUCGUUGGUGGUGGUGAGUUUGCUCACUGCCUGUUACCGCCCCUGGAAUCGCUUGCCACCGUUGAGGAGACAGUCGUCCGGGAUAAAGCCGUGGCCUCACUCCGUGCUGUCGCUGCGCACCACACACCGCAGGCUCUCGAGCAGCACUUCGUUCCUUUAGUGCAGCGUCUGGCCGGUGGUGACUGGUUCACAUCCCGGGCUUCUGCUUGUGGAUUGUUCAGCGUAUGCUACACUCGCGUCUCAGCACCAGUCAAAGCGGAACUCCGUCAGCACUUCCACUCGCUGUGCCAAGAUGACACGCCGAUGGUGCGGCGCGCGGCCGCGUACAAACUCGGCGAGUUCGCGCGAGUCGUCGAGGUCGAAUACGUCAAGAGCGACCUUAUUCCCAUGUUCGUGCGUCUAGCUAAGGACGAGCAAGACUCAGUCCGCCUGCUAGCAGCAGAAGCCAGCGCGGCCGUGGCAGCGCUCCUGCCGCCUGAAGACAUGGAGCAGCUGGUCAUGCCGACCGUGCGCAGCCUGGCCGGAGACACCUCCUGGCGCGUGCGGUACAUGGUAGCGGACAAGUUCGUCGAGCUGCAACAAGCCGUGGGCCCUGAACUGGCCCGCGCAGAAUUAGCGCAAAUCUUCCAAGCGCUCCUCAAGGACACAGAAGCAGAGGUGCGCGCCGCCGCCGCUGGAAAGGUCAAGGACUUCUGCAUGAACUUAGACAAGGCUCACCAGGAGCAUAUCAUCAUGAGCAUGAUCCUGCCGCAGAUCAAAGACCUGGUGUGUGACCCCAACCAGCACGUCAAGUCCGCUCUCGCUUCCGUCAUCAUGGGACUCAGUCCCAUCGUCGGCCGCCAGAACACCGUAGACCACCUCCUGCCUCUAUUCCUUACACAGCUGAAAGACGAGUGCCCUGAAGUCCGUCUGAACAUCAUUUCGAACCUGGAAUGCGUCAAUGAGGUCAUCGGAAUCCAACAACUCGUCCAAUCUCUUCUACCGGCUAUCGUGGAAUUGGCCGAAGACACAAAAUGGCGCGUGCGACUUGCCAUCAUCGAACACAUGCCGCUUCUAGCCGGUCAACUCGGCCAGGAGUUCUUCGAUGAGAAACUGACUGGACUAUGCAUGUCCUGGCUCAUUGAUCAUGUUUACGCUAUCCGUGAAGCGGCUACUCUUAAUCUGAAGAAGUUAGUCGAGCAGUACGGGUCUCAGUGGGCAGAAACAAACGUCAUCCCCAAAGUCCUUGCCAUGUCGCGCGAACAGAACUACUUGCACCGAAUGACCUAUCUCUUCUGCAUCAAUGUUCUCUCUGAAGUAUGCGGCAAAGAUGUCACCACCCGAGUCUUGCUGCCAACUGUCUUGUCUAUGGCCGACGAUAAUGUUGCCAACGUCAGAUUCAACGUCGCCAAGACCCUCCAAAAGAUGGCGCCUUUCUUGGAUCCUGCUGUUAUCCAACCCCAAGUGAAACCGGUUCUGGAGAAACUGAACGUAGACCCUGAUGUAGACGUCAAAUACUUUGCAUCGGAAGCGAUCGCCGGAAUCGCCGGCUAAAUUAAAUUGAAUACUUAAUAAAGCUGUAUACACAAACCGAACAGACUCGCCGUUUGAUUUGUGUAUGUAGCCUAAUAAUCACCGUAAUUUGCCCAGCCUUGCGUCGUAACUCACUUCGCGAAUGAACUAGCUCGAUAGUUCACUCGCGAAUGACGAACUAAUGUUCGCGGCUACCUAGUUCACUCAGUCUUGUCUAAACUGGUUAUACGCCAAUCUUUCACUAUUUAUUUAUUAGUAAUGAGAAUAAUUAGUGUAUUUACCAGUUUAUGGCACUUAUAAAAGUCUACUUAGUUUUAUACCCAUCGAUUUUGACCAGAUAAGAUUUUAUAGCACUAAAACUAAUUAAUAAAUAAAUAAACUCAAUACGUACGUAACUGUAACUGCAUUUAAUCGAUGUAUUUUAGUUUUAGUUCUCUAAAUAUCCUCUGAUCAAAAUAUAUGAGUCGGGCUUUCCCCUUAUGUUGCAUUCAGCCAAAAGAAAAUGAGGAAAAACAUAACCCUCUGGCGCAGUCGGGUCAAAACAGGUCAAAUGAUUCUGAUAUAACAUCGACUCAAUCCAUCUCUUUCACUUUUACUAGUAUUCAAAUGCGAGUGAGGGAUAUGAAUAUAGUCGAGUAAAUCCGAAUCGUUUUUCAAAAAUAAGCAUUUUAUUCUUAAAUCACAUGAUUGUCACAUGGUCCACGCAGUUCUUGGGACCUUAGCGUAAAAUAUAGUUUUAACUUUGUGAAAUAUUGGCGGCCAUUUUUGUUGUACUGUUUU